Messenger RNA from Cydia strobilella, 4219 nucleotides. It is a transcript of the gene bs, whose product is annotated as serum response factor homolog. Bases 148 to 1344 code for a protein of 398 amino acids. The record is from RefSeq and is a predicted model, not a curated record. The transcript has 7 exons. Gene Ontology annotation, biological process: positive regulation of transcription by RNA polymerase II. Gene Ontology annotation, molecular function: DNA-binding transcription factor activity, RNA polymerase II-specific; RNA polymerase II cis-regulatory region sequence-specific DNA binding; protein dimerization activity. NCBI's taxonomy places the organism in Eukaryota, Metazoa, Arthropoda, Insecta, Lepidoptera, Tortricidae.
CGCGAAGUCAGUCACGGUCCGAGCGGCCGACCCGUCAGUCCCGCCCUCGGUUCAUUCGCGUUUUCGGUCAGUCUCCGUUCGGCAUUUCGAACGGUGAGGUGUGUGAAGCGCGUGCGCGCACCGUUUACUGUGGCGUACUGUGAGGUUAUGAUGGACGCGCCCGGCGGAGCGCGGGAGCCCCGCUUCGGGUCGCCGUAUGGGAUGGGUCUCCUGGGAGACGUGGGGGACAUGUACGGCGCGGGCCGGGCGCCGGGCUCGCUCGGCGGCGGCUCGCUGCGGCCGGGGCUGCAGCCCUGCCCGGGCCCGCGCGGCGUGAAGCGGCCCUCGGACCAGUGCUACGACGAGCGGCCGUCCCAGAGCCUAGGGCUUGACCACUGCCCCAUGCCGGAUAUAGCAGACGAUGGCUAUGCAUCUCUUCAGCCGAAGAAGUCACCCCCGUCUAAUGGCAAGAAGACCAAAGGCCGAGUAAAGAUCAAGAUGGAGUACAUAGACAACAAACUACGGCGGUACACCACGUUCUCCAAGCGAAAGACGGGCAUAAUGAAGAAGGCAUACGAAUUGUCAACUCUGACGGGCACCCAAGUGAUGCUACUAGUGGCCUCAGAAACGGGGCAUGUGUACACGUUCGCGACGCGGAAGCUACAGCCCAUGAUCACCUCGGACUCGGGCAAGCGGCUCAUCCAGACGUGCCUCAACUCGCCCGACCCGCCCACCACCAGCGAGCAGCGCAUGGCCGCUACCGGCUUCGAGGAAACCGAGCUCACCUAUAACGUAGAUAACGAGGACAUGAAGGAGGAAGAGUCGACAGCCAAAGAAGGUUGCAAGGACGAGCCACCGUCAUCUGGUGAUAGCGGCGACGAAAGCGGCAGCGAUCCCGAGUCUCCAAGCGACAAGCUCAACCAAGCGGCUUUUAAACAGGAGUGGGCUUGCAACAGCAAUACUGAACGGGAAGGCGGUAGCAGGGAACCACAAGCGUCCACAUCAUCGAUCACUCAAGAAGCAGACAGCAGUAAAACCAGUCAACCACCUAUGCCAAAGAUCUUGCCAAAGAUAGACUUGCCCGGAGGCGCCAUGCUGUACCCAGGGAUGUUAGCUGGAGUGGGACUUGACGGGCUGGGUUCGAACCUGAGCCUCGGUAACUUGGCCAUGGGGUACCCGCACAGUUUUAUACUGGGGCUUGCUAACCAGGGACAAGAGGGUGCGUCAUCAUCAAACCAGCCUCAGUUCAUCACCAUCCCGUUGUCAAUGGCGAUGGGCAAUCCGCAGGCUCCGAACGGUUGUCCAAGCGCCUCUAGCGAUGAUAGCAGCGAGCUGCAAGACCUUAGCACUGGUGGGAGGAAGUGAGAUGGCGAAUAAAAGUGUUAAAGUAUUAAUAAUUGCUACUUAUUAUUUUCAAACUCAGUAUAUUCUAAGGAAUCUCAGAAUAUUAGUCUACCAGUACUCAAGUCACUUUAUCACGAAAAAUGCUAGAAAUAUCCCGUAAAAAUUGCAUGUCAGUAAUGGCAAUAAUUACAUAAUGUUUAUAUACGCCAAGCUAUUAUAUUAUAUUUAUGUACGAAUUAGAUUUAAAAUGCAUUCGUUACGUGUAAUAUAAUCUUUACUUAAACUUGUUUAAAAUGAUGUACUGUAGGUAUCAUUGAUAUGUAACAUAUUAUUAUGUAAAUGAAACUAACGCAAACCUGGUUUGCAAAUUUUGUGCUUUGUACUUUAAGUAACCCAGGGUGUUAAAAAAAUACUAUUUUUAUACAAAUCAGUAUAAGAUAAUUUAUUAUCAAAUGCAGUUUUUGGGUUUGUUCAAGUUAACAAAAAGGAAACAAAUAAAUAAAAUACUGGUCUAUCCGAUGUUUCAAGUACCUAUUUUUGACCAUACAGCAUAACAGCUGCAGUAAUGUUUAAUUGAUGUUUCUGCUCGAAUUGUCGAAGUUUGCCGCAGCAGUGCAGCCGGCACCAAUAUCGCGCCGCAUUACUGCAGCAGUAAUACUGGGAUAGUCUGAAUCCGAACGGUACCUUAAGGCAUUUCUUGUGGUUUUAAUCCCAAGAAAAACAAAUAUUAAAUGAGAGCCAAGUUCAAUAUUAAGAAUAUGUGUUGUUGACUCGCCGACAAAAGAAUUGAUCUAUAUCUAUAUGGGUGCCAAGUCCUACGCUGUGUAGAAAAUCUGAAAUUAUUAUUAUUAUUUUAUUAGAAAAAGGUAAGCAUUUGACCGCAAUCACACCUAAUGGUAAGUGCCUAUGCAGUCUAGGAUGGAACAUGCUUACAAAAAAGUAAGUUAAAAGUUAUUUUAAACCAACAAACCCACGUUUUUGAAAAGUAACAUAGACAAAUAUAGGUCAUAUGUAAAAACUAGCCAAGACAAAUCCUUUAUAAUUUCAGGAUUUUCUUUGGAAAUUUUGAAUUUUAGACAAGCUAAGGGACUUGAAUCAAUGUGCCAAAUUUUAUCUGUGAAGGGGUCAAAACUCAAAAGUAGCUCUAAGUGGUUCGUGUAACGGUUGCUGCGUAGCCAGUUCCUUUUUCUUUGAACUUGGCUGGACACGCUACCGCGUGUCUUGAUAGUAUAAUCAGAAGUAAUCGUAUCCUGUAAAUUAAUCAUUUCAUUUCAAUAGAAGUAUUGUAAUUGGCAGAUUGUACAAGAAUAUGGAUAUUUAUUAAUCUGAAAUAAAUAUUAUUCAUUUAUUCAUUCAAGUUGUUUAUUGAUAUUAGCAAUUUAUUGUAAUUUACUGUUUUUGUGUAACACUUACAAAUAUUUAUUGAAAAUUAUUCUGUAACUUAUUUUCAAAUACGAUUCCUAUUUUUAGCAUUAGGAGUGAAUAAUUGUGUAACUGCUUCAUAAGUUUUUAACCGUUAUUGAUUGUAAGAUAGUUUUGCUCGAAUUUAUUGUAAGUUUUAAAUAUUUUGUACCGAAUUAAAGUUAAGUUACAAAUCCUAAAAUAAUCAUUUACAUAAAACCUAUAAAAUAUGCAAAACACAUUUCAGUACACUAAGAAAUAAUUAUAGCACAUCGUAAUAUGUUCUGGGGACCUAGACAAGAUGAUAAUCGUAUAUCGACAAACGCCCGUCAAAAAGGAAAAAAUAUAUCGGGAUAACAAAUGCAAACGAUGAUCUCUUGGCUAAUGUACCAACUGGAUACUCUUUAUUUUUGAUCCUAGUUUGAAUAUACUCGUAAAAAUCGCAUUUAUUCGUUACAAUAUUUAGGUUAACUUCUAAACCGAAUACAAUUGAAUACCGAUUAUUAAAAGUGCUUUCGGAUAAUUCUCUAAGGUACCCAGGUACUUGCGGGGAAAGUUAUAUCGCGGAAGCUGGUAUGACGUAAUUAAUUAAUUAUGCAUCUCAACAUAAUGCGGUUUACCAAAAACCACAGCUCAAGAAUCCACUACACAUACUAACACUAUUUUUGGAGACCUAUUCAGAUAGUAAUUUCUGAUUAUCAAUUAGUUAUCGAUGUGAUACGCAAUUUCUAUUUUUUGUCGAUUUAUUUUUUCAUUACAUUUUGAUAACAUUUGUCUGAUGAAGAACUCGUCAUUCUAGGCCGGAUAAAUAAGAAAUAACUUGGCCCGAAAAAGUUUACGAAAGUACCUAAGUACGAAAGUAAAAGACAUGGCGAAAUAGCGGUUAAUUUUACAAAAUUGUGAACUCCUGUCCAAAUUUUAUCGAAAUCUGGCGAAAAAAAAUCGACAACAGAAUAAAAAUCGGUCAGUGUCACAAGCGACGUAUUUGCUUGAAAAAUUACACUUUUGACACUGACAGAUCAAAUCUAUAUGUAGGUAAUGAAUCGAAUUCAUAUCCUAAAAUUAAAAUUAGGAUACGCCUGUCAGUUGUCAAUCACACAAUCAUAUCCAUAACCAAUAGAUAACAAGAAAUAACUAUAUUGAUAUGCUUCUUGGUUGCGGUUUUCAUUAAAAGGAAAAACCUUAAAUUAAGCGGAAAUCUGUACGCAAUACCGCAUUUCUUUCGUCACGAUGGUCUUUCUAAGACUGUUACUGUAUAACAGUAAGUAGGUAAUCAAGCUAUCUCGACUGUACUUAAAUAAUCGAUACCUAUAACACCAAUUUCCAUCAUAUGCCCUAAAUAUACUUUAAUUUGGUUAUUUUGAUAAGGUGAUUAAAUCGGUAUUUAAUUAUAACUAUGUGUUAUUAAUUUUGCGCGUCAAAGUCAUUCUGUUAAGCGCAGAUUUCCUAUGAAUGUUUCUUUUUCUUUUUUUAGUAAAUAAAAAUAUAAAAUGUA